AUGGCAGCGAUUUACGAUGGAAAACCCGUUGUUCUCUCCGGUGGAGACAAAUAUCUCUUUGACCCUCCUCGUGAUUUCGUAGGAUACGGUUUGGAACAACCUACCAACCCUUGGCCUAAUGGUGCUAAAAUCGCCGUCAGUUUCACUCACAACUACGAAGAAGGUGGUGAAUCUACACUCUGGAACGGAGAUGACAGGUCUAUCGCUUCUCUUCAUGAACUUCUUCCUAAUCGUGAAGCUCAAAUCGGUAAAAGGGACUUUCUCGUCGAGAGCAUGUACGAGUACGGAGCUAGACAGGGUUUCCCUCGUUUGUUGAAACUUUUCGAUAAAUACGGUUUCAAAUUCACCACUUGGGUGGUAGCUCGUGCUGCUGAAGUCACCGGACCUUACCCUAAACUCUGUGCUGAUCUCGGUCAUGAGAUCGCAUGUCACGGUAACCGUUGGUCCGUACCUGGUGAAAGUUUUGAUGAAGCCAAAUGGCACAUUAACAGGUCUUUCGAUAGACUUCAAAAAGCUACCGGUUUGACAGACGUUCCAACAGCUUGGUUCAUGGCCAAUUCCACUCUCGAUACUAAAUUAGCUCGUGCGGAAGUUCAUAAAGAACGUGGUGUACCUCUUCUUUAUCAUUCUGACACUUACGCGACCGAUACUCCUUAUUGGAUUCAAGAUCCUCUUGUCGUUAAAGGUGAAGAAGAUAAAGGAAUGCUUUCAAUCCCUUACAGUUUGUGUAACAACGACGCUUGUUGGUUCUCACCUAUCGGACAUUCUUGGUAUAACGCCGAUGAUUGUUUCGAUCAACUUAAAACCGACUUUGAUUACCUUUACGCAGAAGGUCAACGUGGUACUCCCAGGAUGAUGACCAUCGCUAUGCACAGUCGUGUUUACGGUAAACCAGGAAAGACUAUGGCUCUCAAGAAAUUCAUGGAGUACAUUUCUUCUAAACCUGACGUUUGGGUGGCUACCCGUCGUGAGAUCGCAGAGGCUUGGCGCAAGAACCACCCUUACGAGAAAGAAGGUCCUACCGCCAACUUGCACGCCGACGUUAAGAAAUAUUAG
Messenger RNA from Tremella mesenterica DSM 1558, 1056 nucleotides. RefSeq lists its product as uncharacterized. Gene Ontology annotation, biological process: carbohydrate metabolic process. Lineage: Eukaryota; Fungi; Basidiomycota; Tremellomycetes; Tremellales; Tremellaceae. The record is from RefSeq and is a predicted model, not a curated record. Bases 1 to 1056 code for a protein of 351 amino acids. The transcript has 6 exons. Gene Ontology annotation, molecular function: hydrolase activity, acting on carbon-nitrogen (but not peptide) bonds.